AUGCUGAAGGUCCUCACCUUCACCCAUCAACCACCAUUCCACCUACUCUCUAAGUUGACCCUCUCCGAAAAAGAGCAUCAACAGUUUGGCGCCGUUUGUGGGAAUCGAUACAAGAAGCUUCUGUCAUUCUUCCCUUCCUUUAGUGCCCUUCGGCACCCUUUCCAUCAUCAUAUUUUAGCUUAUCAUUCAGCACCAUACGUGCCGAAGCCAACAUGGGAUCUCAAGGCACCAAUAUGCCGAAGACAUGUAUUUGCUGAAGCAACCCACCUUUCAGAUACUUUGAGGAAUUUCAGUUUGAAGGCUGCCGAAUAUUCCAAUUCACCUAGAAUAUCAUUUUGCAUGGCUUGCAUAGCCAGGGACAAGCCACCAUUUCAAUCCAGAAGGAAGCCCACGUCUCAAUUUCAAGAAAACACAUUGACAACCAAUUUGGAGGUUGCUGAAUUCCUUGCUGUCACUUUGCAUGGCCAAGGAGCGAACCAUUGGAGCACUUUGCAUGGCCAAGGAGCAAACCAUUGCUCCAAUAUGAAGGCUACCAACGUGCACUUUAUCAUAAGCUAUUAA
Prunus armeniaca (apricot) is the source of this 561-nucleotide messenger RNA. Lineage: Eukaryota; Viridiplantae; Streptophyta; Magnoliopsida; Rosales; Rosaceae. The record is from the annotation of a GenBank genome assembly.